ACCGACUCCAAUCCUCAACACCGUCACUCGAUUGCCUUCACUUCCCGCUUUCACCACCAUCACAACACCACACAACCAUCAACAUGCGUUUCUCAGUCGUUGUUCUCCCCGUCCUUGUUGCCGGCGCCGCUGCUCAGAGCUCUGCUAUCUCUUCCAUCCGCAGUGCUGCUUCCUCCGCUGCCUCCUCAAUCUCUGCCUCACGCUCUGCCUCCGCCUCCGCGUCUGCUUCGGCUUCGCACAGCGCCAGCGCAUCUAGGUCUGCUGCUUCCGCCUCCGCGUCUGCUUCUCGCAACGCCGCUGUUGGCAGCACUGCUGAGCUGAGUGGUCUUUCCGCCGUCAUCAUGGGCAUUGCCGCUUGGGCUCUCUAGAUAACUACUUCGAUUGAAUGAGGCAGGCCAAUGGGUAGCUCCUUCUUGAGUUGCCUGGGAUUGGGAAAUCGGGAAUAAAUGUUACGGUGAAGCACAAUUUGUGCCCUAGACAAUUUUAAAUCUUCGAAAGAUCAAAACACUUCCAGUUCCUGC
Didymella exigua CBS 183.55 is the source of this 521-nucleotide messenger RNA. RefSeq lists its product as uncharacterized. The transcript is spliced from 2 exons. NCBI's taxonomy places the organism in Eukaryota, Fungi, Ascomycota, Dothideomycetes, Pleosporales, Didymellaceae. The record is from RefSeq and is a predicted model, not a curated record. Bases 84 to 368 code for a protein of 94 amino acids.